Molecule: messenger RNA, 4519 nt
Organism: Leptonychotes weddellii (Weddell seal)
Lineage: Eukaryota; Metazoa; Chordata; Mammalia; Carnivora; Phocidae
Source: RefSeq, a predicted model, not a curated record
UGUUGUCCCCCUCCCCACUCCAAGGUCGCGGGAGGCGGAGGGCAGGUUUCCUAGGCAACCGGAGCUGGUAGUGUAAACACACCAGGCCCCGGAUUAGAGAGGGUGUCGUGCCCGCUGUUGCAAGACAGGGAUUGAGGUCGGAGUGGACUCUGGUCUGUCUCGGAUUGCCCUGGAAUCCAUCAUCUUUCUGGGAUAAGAUAUAUUAUUAUGAGCUUUAUUUUUAAUGGAAGAUGACUGAAUGUGAAAACCUAAACCAAGAAGAAAUAAUUAAGGAACUGUGUUUAUGCAAUGGUUUGUCUUAUGAGAUGGUUGGACAAGAAGGAUCAGAUACUUCAAAACUGGAGAUGUUUUUCUCAGGUUAUCCCUGUAUAGUUGGAUUAUCAUUAUUUCCUAAUUUAACAAGUCUCACAAUUGUUGCUCAAGAUAUAAAAGAAAUUUCAGGGCUAGAAACUUGUUUACGGCUUAAAGAACUCUGGAUUGCUGAAUGCUGCAUAGAGGGCUUGCAAACUUUGAAGAAUUUAAAUGACCUUAACCUUGCUGGAAAUCUAAUAAGCAGCAUUGGUCGAUGUCUUGAUCCCAAUGAACAACUGGAAAGAUUAAACCUUUCUGGUAACCAAAUAUGUUCUUUCAAGGACCUCACUAACUUAACCAGGCUGCGUCACUUAAAGGAUUUGUGUCUGAAUGAUCCUCAGUAUAAGACCAAUCCAGUUUGUCUGCUGUGUAAUUAUUCCACACAUGUAUUGUAUCACUUGCCUAGCCUUCAAAGACUUGACACAUUUGAUGUGUCAGCAAAACAGAUCAAGGAACUGGCAGAUACCACAGCAAUGAAAAAAAUAAUGUAUUACAAUAUGCGUAUAAAAACUGUUCAGAGGCAUCUUAAUGAAGACCUUGAAAAACUGAAUGAUCAAAAAUGCAAAUUACAGAAGUUGCCAGAAGAACGAAUAAAAUUAUUUAGCUUUGUGAAAAAAAAUCUGGAACGGGAACUUGCUGAACUCAAGGGAUCUGGCAAAGGGCACAAUGAUAGAUCCAAUAACAAUAAAGUAACUGAACUUGAAAAAUCAAAGAACUGUGAAACUGUCACAGAAGAACCAAAUCUUCAACAGAAGAUACUGACCAAACUAAAUGCCUUGAAUGAAAGGGUAACAUUCUGGAACAAAAAACUAGAUGAAAUUGAAGCAAUUUAUCGUGUUGAAGUAAAGCAAAAGAAGAGAAGUCAUGGAUUAUUGAUCCCAUUUUUGUUAAUUGAGUUGGAGAAUGUGGGAAAUAUCCACUUUGAAGAAGGCACUCGAUCUGAUGACUGGUUUAACUCCUGCUAUGAAUUAAUUCUCUCACGUUUUUGUACAUGGGACUUCAGAACAUAUGGAAUUACAGGAGUGAAAGUAAAACGUGUCAUCAAAGUCAACAACCGCAUUCUGAGACUAAAAUUUGAAGAGAAAUUCCAAAAGUUUUUUGACAAUGAAGAUAAUCAUGAUUCAGAGAGCUAUCGAAAGAUGCUGGAAUGUCUUUUUUAUGUUUUUGAUCCUGAAGUUACAGUGAAGAAAAAGCAUCUGCUACAAAUACUUGAAAAAGGAUUCAAAGACAGUGAAACAAGCAAGCUGCCCCUCAGAAAAGAAGCUGUGAUUCUUGCUAACAGCCUCAGUAUGUGUGAGUGUCCCAGAAUUGAAUUGUUACAGCAAAAGUACAAAGACGAGAAGAACUCUCUUGAGAAUGAGCUCUUCAGGCAUGGCAUCCUCCUCAUUACAAAGGUCUUCCUUGGCCAGAGUGUUCAGGCUCAUGAACAGGACUCCAUCAAUCAAGCUAACUAUCCAAUGGUUAAUUCAGUGUUCGUUCCUCGAAAAUACAUACUAAAUUCUGUCAUGGGACAAAGAAACUGUGAUUGCAGCAUUCGGCAGUGCAAGUGGUUUGUCUUUGAUCAUGACCUUGUUUUGCCAGAAUACAUUGUUGAAUUUGAGUAUAUUACAGUGGUCAAGGCUCGCUCACUAUUUUCUUCAUUCAACAAUGUUAUUCUAGAAGAAAGCAAAAAAAACUCAGAAGGAUCAGUAUUGUCCCAGGAUUUGAAAUUUGAUGAUGAAGUUAUAAAAAUGGAUCCCAGGAUCAAGCCCAGACCAAAACUUAUUAGUUUGGAUGAUAAAAUAAUACUUUCUCUUGCCAAGACUAGCAUUUACAGUCAUAUUGUGAGUCUGAAUCUCCAUGGAAACAGCUUGAGUAAAUUGAGAGAUCUCUCCAAAUUAACAGGACUUCGAAAACUUAAUAUCAGCUUUAAUGAAUUUACUUGCUUAGAUGAUGUAUACCACCUGUAUAACCUUGAAUAUUUGGAUGCAAGCCAUAACCAUGUGAUAACCCUGGAGGGAUUUAGAGGUCUGAUGAAACUGAGGCACUUAGACUUGAGCUGGAAUCAACUGAAAAAAUCUGGUGAUGAAAUAAAUAUGUUAUGCAAACACACCACAAGCCUUCUUACGCUUGAUAUUAGGCAUAAUCCAUGGCAAAAGCCAGCCACAUUAAGGCUGAGUGUUAUUGGCAGAUUAAAGACUCUCACUCAUUUAGAUGGACUCCUCAUUUCUGAAGAAGAAGCAACAGCAGCUAUGACAUUUAUUACUGGAACAAAGAUUACUCAGUUAUCUCUCUUACGGCAUUCUGGUACUAAAGAGGAGAGACCACGGAUACUUAGUAUAUGGCCUUCUGCCAAAAUUCUGACACAGAUUUCAAAGUUAGGACCACAUUUACAUCUGAGCGGAAACUGGUACUUGAAGAUAACUGCUUUAAAUUUAGAUGGGCAACAUCUCUUUGAAAUUACAAAUUUAGAAAAAUUAGAAAAUUUGAAAUGGGCAUCAUUCAGCAACAAUAAUCUCACUAAAAUGGGAGGCUUGGAAUCCUGUGUUAACUUGGAAGAGCUCACAUUAGACGGAAACUGUAUCUCAAAGAUAGAAGGCAUUUCCAAGCUGACUAAAUUAACCCGUCUCAGCAUAAAUAAUAAUCUUCUCACUGGUUUGGAAAAACAUACGUUUGAUAACUUGCUUCAUCUUCACUCCCUUUCUCUUGAGAACAACAGAAUCACUUCAUUGAGUGGUCUACUAAAAGCUGUUACUCUGAUUGAAUUAUACAUAAGCAAUAACUAUAUUGCUGUCAAUCAGGAGAUCUACAAUUUAAAGGGUUUAUGCAACCUGGUCAUUCUUGACAUGUAUGGAAAUAUUAUCGUAUGGAAUCAAGAAAACUACCGGUUGUUUGUAAUAUUUCAUCUUCCAGAACUGAAAGCUUUGGAUGGAAUCUCAAUUGAACCACCAGAGACUGAAUGUGCAAAAGAUUUGUUUGGUGGCAGACUUACUUCUGACAUGAUUGCAGAACGACAAGGACAUUCAAACUUCACCCAAAUGCAAGAACUAAAUUGGACUUCAUCAUCCAUCAGAACUGUGGAUUUGAUUCCAGUUGACCAAUUUAGAAAUGUAUGUAAUGUGAAUCUACAAAACAAUAAUCUUACCUCAUUCAGUGGAUUAAUCUAUCUGCCUAAUGUGAAGGUCUUAUGCCUCAAUUAUAAUCAUAUUGAAUCCAUCAUGCCCAGAGUAAAACCUCAGACUCACUUGACCAACAGACAGCUACUCUACCAGAAAGUGCCUUCAAGUGGCUACGGACAACAAGGAACUUCAAAAAUAAACAGGUUACUAUUCUUUUGGAAUGAAAUUAGUCAAAUUGAAGGGCUUGACAAUUUAGUAGUCCUUCAGGAAUUGGUAGUGGACCAUAACCGCAUCAGAGCAUUUAAUGAUAGUGCCUUUGCCAAACCAAGCUCUCUGUUGGCACUUCACCUGGAAGAAAACAGACUACAAGAGCUGAGCAAAUUACAACCUUUGGUAAAACUAGAGAAACUCUUCCUAGGAUAUAAUAAAAUCCAGGAUAUGGCAGAACUGGAAAAACUUGAUGGUAUCUCUUCUCUCAGAGAGCUUACGGUUUAUGGCAAUCCAAUUUGCAGAAAAACACUACAUCGGCACGUGCUCAUAUUUCGGCUGCCUAACUUACAGAUGUUAGAUGGAAUUCCUGUGAAUUCAGAUGAUAGAGCUAAAGCUGAAUUUCACUUCUCUGAACUACAAGCAAAGAAAACUUCGUUUAUUCCUGUUACCAGCUCUCCAAUGGAUGGUGGAUCAUUUGGCCAAGUGAAAGCGCCUCCCAUAAAGAUAACAAAUGUAAUUCUGCCUGGUGCAUUUAGCCAUUACCCGGGACCUGACUUCACUUUAACUCCUGAAGUUGAAGACAAAAAAAACAAGAAUGCAGGCAUUCUGACAAAUAAUCCUCGGAGCAUCCAUGCAGAAAUAGCUUUUCGGCAACUCAGAGGGAUAAAUCUCUCUCCAUCUCUUUUAUCACAUCAGAGUAUGUCAUCUCCAACUGCACAUAUGUACCAGAGCAACCCAGAUGAGGGAAGAAUUCCUGGCAGCCACUUUCCAGGAUCAAAUCGAAUGUAACUGCUUAGAGAAAUGAAUAUACACCAAGUAACCUAUUUCUCCUUAGUAGCUGUACAAAAACUAGCAGACAG